UGUCUGAGGAGCAAACACAAGCUGGAAAACCUUGACUGCUGCAGCUACUGUCUCCUCUGACUUACUGUUUCACACACACACACACACACACACACACAGACACACACACACACACACACACACAGAUACACACACACGUAUACACACCAACUCAGCACUGCCUGCUCACAGUCAGUCGUAGCUCUUCAACAGGGGAGUAAAUGUCUGCAAGAGAGGACUAAUCCUGACUGAAGGUUGAAUCCUGUCCAACUACAUCUCUGAAACCCACCAGCUGGGUCCAAGAGGGAUGGAGGGAGAAGGCAUUAAUCCUGGGGUAGCUAUGGAUUCAGGUAACCCUUUGUUAAGAGCAGUCUUCCUUCGGCGCCUGCGUCUCACGCGGCUGCUCCUGGAGGGAGGUGCUUACAUCAAUGAGAGCGACAGCCAAGGCCAGACACCCCUAAUGAUGGCCUGCAGGACCCAGCAUACCGAUGCCCAGAGCGCCAGCCGGGUCAAGCUGGUCCAGUUCCUUCUGGAGAAAGGAGCGGACCCCAACAUCCAGGACAAGGAGGGUCGCUCUGCGCUGAUGCACGCCUGCCGGGAGCAGGCCGGCUCCGAGGUGGUGUCCCUGCUGCUGGCUAGUGGAGCGGACAUCAGCCUGGAGGAUCAGUCCGAGACAUCAGCGCUAGUCUACGCAGUCAUGGCUGGAGACUUGAAGGUUCUGAAGCUGUUGCUCGACACUUGCAAGGCCAAGGGGAAGGAAGUGAUCAUCAUAAGCACUGACAAAUUCCCAUGUGGGAAACUGCAAGCCAAGCAGUACCUCAGCAUACCUCACCUUGGUCCUCUUUAUCAGACGAACAAAAUGGCAUCAGCAGCUCCGGCGUCUCCCUCUGAAAUCCAGCUCAUCACCUCCCCCCAGUGUACUUCCUCUGUCUUCUCCUUUAAAGAAGGUUUAAGCUCCCAUCCAUCUUCCCCAUCACGGUUUCAAAGGCUUGGCCAAGUGGCGCCGUACGGCCUGCAGCAGCCACUCAUGAGGUUGAACUCUGAGCCCUGGCUAAAGAUCCCAGUGUCUCUGCUCAGCCAGCAGCCUCACGCAGCCUUGUUUUCAGAAAACAACAAAGACCUCCACCAAACUGAGGAUAUCUCUGCCAGAAUUCUCAAACUGGACAGCACAAAUUCCACAACUGACAGCUUCAAAUGGUACGAAGAAAGAUUGGCAAGGGACAGAGCAGUAGACGGAAAGAAUGAAUGUGCCAAACAUGUUGGACAAAAGAUGUCCUUACCAGGUCUCCUAUUAUCCCACUCUGCCUCCCACCCUAACCUCCAUGCUGCAAACCUUGGAACAGAUUCACUCGCCUCUUCUUCCUCCUUUUCUGGGGGCAAAAACCUUGGCACUCCACUUCACAGCAUGGCCUCGUCAAGCCUUCAAAGCAUAAUCCAGAGGCGCAAGCUUGGGGCGGACAUCUACAGCUCUGACCCGCAGCUAGCUAGAGACAUCCACAAUCUGCCUGAGGAGAGAGCAAGAGACCUAAUAGAUGGCAAGAGGCUGGCCCCCUUACAUUGCUCCAGCACACUGGGCUCCAGGGAGUCACUGUCAACCUCGGGCCCAAGCAGGAGAGUGUUGGCUGGGUAUGAGCGCAGAGGGUCUGGAGCCUUCUUGUUGGACCACAACUCCCAGGCCAGGCCUAGAUCUCUGCCACCUCUGGCCCUCAACUCCCACAUCCUUAAUGUUUAUAACCUCAGCUCCAGUGCUGGAAGUGGUAUCUGUGAGAAAGAGUCUGGUCUUAAGAAUUUCCUUCCCUCUGCUCCUCCUGGGCACCCCAAAGAGCUGACCAGGAGGAUGCUGCUGAGGAGACACUCAAUGCAGACUGAACAGUUUAAAACCACAGCCUGAAAUUCAGCCAGGAGGGAAGUUCGUCUGUGUUCUAAUGUUUUGUCAUGUGAUGUAGUGUCUGUGGUGAAAUUCAAUGAGGGCAACCAAAGAGGAUAUACAAGAAAAAACAAAGCAUCCUAAUUGAUGUAACAUUCAAACUGUAGGUACCUUCCUUUGCGUCAGUGUGCCGUGCGUCACUGUGCCUGUGGCUUUAGUGUGCAGUUUUGUGACACUUCUUUAAAGCCGUAUUAAGAUUUCUCAGCCACUUGGGGCCAGCAGAGCAAGCUCAAAACAUCUGAUUCAUUGCCACUUUUUUUUAAAGUUGUUUAAGCUAACAUGUUAGAAAAUAGUUUACAUAUCCAGCAGACUCUGCUAACAACAUUAGCAUUCAUCUGAACACCUUUUAGUGCUGGUUUUGGUCUCUAUAGCUGCUAAACGCUCCACUAUGUUCACCAGUAAGUUACUAAUCGUUUCUGUCUGUGGUUUAGUGCUGGACAGGUUGUAUACAGUUGUUUAUUCAGAAGUUUGUUUUUGGAAAACGGGGUUGAUGAGCAGAAUAUACGGGUUCAAAAUAAAAACAAUGCUAUAAGAAGCUAAAAGGCUUCACAGAGCUGAGGGGAACUGCAGUCAGGCGAUACUUAUCUGCGAGUUUGUCUCUACAAGCUACCCUUUUAAAAUUAUACAGUCAUUUUAUCCAUUGUUAAUGUAUUUAAAAUGUUAGUGUGGCUUUAAACUUGUAUUUAUUGAUCAUUUGGAGGCUGUGAUGUUUAUAUGGUAAGCAUGUUAGCAAACAAUGCCCAUUUAGCAGAUAAAGAGCAUUUAUUUAAAGAAGUUUCUGGACAGCUGAUAAAUUGACGUUUAACUCUUCUCUCAGCUGUUUUGGUCUCCACCACCUUCAGAGAAAAAUAUUUGUCUCUUUAGUGAGAUGUUACUAUUCGUCUUUCUUCAGCUUUGUAUUCGACAGGAAGUGUAUAUAGUAGGUUUAACUGAGCUUUUAAAAAAUAGAAAACAGGGUUGAUGUGAGCGUUAACUUGUUCAGAACAAAAACAAUAAGCUAAAAGAGAAGGGAUCAUCCUAGUCUUGGAUUUUUCACUUCAAAACGACACCUUUCGCAUUAUGCAUGGUCAUUUUAUCUAUUUUUAAUAUAACAAAUAUUGACUAGUGCAGCUUUAAAAUCAAAAUGUGUAGAAUUAGAAAAUUCCUGACACUUGCCUCCCCCAGUGGUACCAUCAUAAAGGUCACUGUGGAAGAGGGCAACAUACCGGAUCAGAAUGAGUUGAAAGCUGCUAUUAUCACAUAACACUUCUACAGAUUGUGGCAAUGAGUCCUAAUUUAUGUCUGUUAGAAGCCAUCGUCAGCCACAUUUACUGUGAAAGAACAGCAAAAAAAAAUGUCAAUAAAUGAAUUUAUUGUAAUAAAAAUGUAUCACAAAUCAUUACUAUUCAUUAAGCAUACAUUUAAAAGUGUCCGUCUGUUCUACCAUCCAUAAAGUAACACACCGUAACACACACACACACGUGAACUUACUGCUAAAAACAUAAACAACUGCAGUGUUUCCCACAUAUUUACACAUUUAUGUCGCUUAAAAUGAGAAAAAAAGAGCUUACAAUUUAAGAAUCUCACGAUGAGUCAAUAUAAAAACAGCUUUUAAAAACGAACGGUCGGGGUAUCAGUUUGUGUCCCCUCCGAAUAGAUGAUUUACGAUAACAUGAGGCAAAAUAAAUACAGCUAACAGUAUCUAUGGCAUGUGAUACUGAUAAUACAAACAGUGGCUUAAUACAAGAAAGAAUCUUUGUUUACUUUGCAUCAACACUAUAAAAAAAAAAAAAACAUUGCAAUGUUGCACCAGCUACCAGACUGUGGAAACCUGGGUGUUCGAUGGACAU
This is a messenger RNA of Cottoperca gobio, 3735 nucleotides long. RefSeq names its product ankyrin repeat domain 34Ba (gene ankrd34ba). Gene Ontology annotation, molecular function: protein binding. The record is from RefSeq and is a predicted model, not a curated record. Bases 287 to 1870 code for a protein of 527 amino acids. The transcript has 2 exons. Lineage: Eukaryota; Metazoa; Chordata; Actinopteri; Perciformes; Bovichtidae.